AUGCCGGACUUUGAUAUAAAGCAAACGUAUCUCAAGUUCUUGGAAGAUGAUCCGGAGAUGACCAUGCCUGUUGCGGCUAUUGAGUCAUUGCUAACUAUGCUCAAGGUGAAACAACCAUCUACAUCAUCUGAAUUAAUCAGGCUUUUAUCCGACGCCACUACAGAGCUUAAAGCAUCAGUGAAAAACAGUGUCUCUUUGAGUGCAGGGUGUGAUUUGUUUACUCGGUUUGUCUUGAGAAACACACAUCUUUACUCAGAUUGGGAGUCGUGUAAGAAGCACCUUGUGGAGAACGGUCAGCUUUUCCUUUCGAGGGCGAAAGAGAGUAGGGAUAUGAUAGCCAAGAUUGGUUUCCAUUUGAUUAAAGAUGACGACACUGUUUUGAUUCACUCGUACUCGAGAGUUGUUUUGUCAUUGCUUGCAUACUCGAAGUCGAAGUUUGUUCGAUUUCGUGUUUUUGUCACGGAGGCUAGACCUGGCUCUGACGACGGAAAGAACGGGAAGGACAUGGUGGAUGCUCUAAAGAGCUUGGGCAUUCCGUCAUGCUUUAUUCACGAUUCCCAGGUUGGGUUUGUGGUGAACAAAGUGGACAAGGUGUUUAUGGGUGCGGAAGGUGUCAGUGAAAGUGGAGGGAUCAUCAACCACGUUGGGUCGUACCAGAUUGGGGUGCUGGCGAAGAAUGCUAACAAGCCAUUGUAUGUUGUUUCUGAAUCUCACAAGUUUGUGAGAAUGUUCCCAUUGUCGCCGGACGAUGUUCCAGGAAACAAGCUUGAGUUCACGACGAAUCCGGAGAUUGGGCUCUUGGAGGACGCCAAUAUUGACUUCACACCACACCAGUACAUAACGGCGUUGGUCUCGGACUUGGGAGUGUUGACGCCGUCUGCGGUCUCGGAGGAGUUGAUCAAGAUGUGGUACGAUUAA
Molecule: messenger RNA, 918 nt
Organism: Pichia membranifaciens NRRL Y-2026
Lineage: Eukaryota; Fungi; Ascomycota; Pichiomycetes; Pichiales; Pichiaceae
Exons: 1
Coding region: 1-918 (305 amino acids)
Biological process (GO): translational initiation
Cellular component (GO): eukaryotic translation initiation factor 2B complex
Molecular function (GO): translation initiation factor activity; guanyl-nucleotide exchange factor activity
Source: RefSeq, a predicted model, not a curated record